Molecule: messenger RNA, 465 nt
Organism: Symbiodinium pilosum
Lineage: Eukaryota; Dinophyceae; Suessiales; Symbiodiniaceae
Source: the annotation of a GenBank genome assembly
GACGACAAGCCAAAGGCGGAGGGUGAGAAGAAGGAAGACAAGAAGGAGGACAAGCCAAAGGCGGAGGGCGAGAAAAAGGAGGAGAAGAAGGAGGACAAGCCCAAGGCGACCGGCGAGAAGAAAGAUGACAAGAAAGAGGACAAGCCCAAGGCAGUAGCCGAGAAAAAGGAGGGCAAGCCCAAGGAUGGCGAGAAGAAGGAUGAGAAACCAAAAGCAGACGCAGAGAAAAAGACUGAGAAGCCCAAGGAUAUCAAGGUGCCGGACCCUGUGGCAGCACUCAAAGAGAAAACCGAAGAAAAGCCGCCCAAGGAGAAGGAGCUCACGGCAAAGGUUGAGAUGUCUGAGAAGGAGUUCGCCAAGGCCGAGACGCCACCAGAUGCGAAGCAAGCACGACCAGUGGCGGCCGCUAAUGAACCUGAGUGGUUGUCAAGAUUAGGGUCCCUCUUUUGGGGCUCCAAGACGUAA